AUGAGGCCAGCAGCAGCUUCGGCAAAGCUGGCUGGGAAGCAGGGGACAGGUCCCUCCAGUGCCAUGGAGACGCCCCCCGAGGCCCCAGCUGGGAGCAGAGACAAGACGCGCGGCGAGGACAUGGUGGGGAUGGGGAAUGACGGGGUCAGCGACGCCGGGGAGGGGUCCAAGCAGCAGCCACUGUUACCUGCUCAGGGCCAGGGCCAGAGCAAGACACAGGAGCAGGACGGGGCGCAGGGCGCAGGCCGUUCAGAUUCUGCUGGAUCCGAACUGAGCGAGUGCCAGGAACGGGGAGAAGCCGUCGCUGCUGCUCCAGGCCCAGGGGCCCCUGCACCGAACGGGGACAGCUCAGCCAACGCCGAGGCAGGCCCAACCGGGCCGGGGACGGAAGGAGCUUUGGCAGAGCUGGCUGGGCAGCAGGGGAGAGACGCUGCCUCCAGUGUCACUGCAGUGGGGACGGGGGAGCCAGCUGCGAACACGGUGCUGGAUACUGCACAGAAGGAAGACGCCGAGGGAGAGCCAGGAGGCAGCGGCAGGGGAGCCCCCUACUCUGUCUCCGAGGUGCUGGGGCCAGCACAGUGUCUCCUGGGACAGGAGGUGACCCUGAGCUGCUCCAUGGGGGGGACAUUCCCCGAGGACGCAGCUGGGAGCAGAGACAAGACGCGCGGUGAGGACACGGUGGGGAUGGGGAAUGACGGGGUCAGCGACGCCGGGGAGGGGUCUGAGCAGCAGCCGCUGUUACCUGCUCAGGGCCAGGACCAGAGCGAGACACAGGAGCAGGACAGGGCACAGGUCACAGGCCGUUCAGAUUCUGCUGGAUCCGAACUGAGCGAGUGCCAGGAACGGGGAGAAGCCGUCGCUGCUGCUCCAGGCCCAGGGGCCCCUGCACCGAACGGGGACAGCUCAGCCAACGCCGAGGCAGACCCAGCCGGGCCGGGGACGGAAGGAGCUUCGGCAGCGCUGGCUGAGCAGCAGGGGAGAGACGCUGCCUCCAGUGUCACUGCAGUGGAGACGGGGGAGCCAGCUGCAAACACGGUGCUGGAUACUGCACAGAAGGAAGACGCUGAGGGAGAGCCAGGAGGCAGCAGCCGUUCAGAUUCUGCUGGAUCCGAACUGAGCGAGUGCCAGGAACGGGGAGAAGCCGUCGCUGCUGCUCCAGGUCCCGGGGCCCCUGCACCGAACAGGGAUAGCUCAGCCAACGCCGAGGCAGACCCAGCCGGGCCGGGGACGGAAGGAGCUUUGGCAGAGCUGGCUGGGCAGCAGGGGAGAGACGCUGCCUCCAGUGUCACUGCAGUGGAGACGGGGGAGCCAGCUGCAAACACGGUGCUGGAUACUGCACAGAAGGAAGACGCCGAGGGAGAGCCAGGAGGCAGCGGCAGGGGAGCCCCCUACUCUGUCUCCGAGGUGCUGGGGACAGUACAGUGUCUCCUGGGACAGGAGGUGACCCUGAGCUGCUCCAUGGGGGGGAUGUUCCCCGAGGACCCAGCUGGGAGCAGAGAUGAGACGCACGGCGAGGACACGGUGGGUACAGGGAAUGACGGGGUCAGCGACGCCGGGGAGGGGUCUGAGCAGCAUCCGCUGUUACCUGCUCAGGGCCAGGACCAGAGCGAGACACAGGAGCAGGACAGGGCACAGGUCACAGGCCGUUCAGAUUCUGCUGGAUCCGAACUGAGCGAGUGCCAGGAACGGGGAGAAGCCGUCGCUGCUGCUCCAGGCCCAGGGGCCCCUGCACCGAACGGGGACAGCUCAGCCAACGCCGAGGCAGACCCAGCCGGGCCGGGGACGGAAGGAGCUUUGGCAGAGCUGGCUGGGCAGCAGGGGAGAGACGCUGCCCCCAGUGUCACUGCAGUGGGGACGGGGGAGCCAGCUGCAAACACGGUGCUGGAUACUGCACAGAAGGAAGACGCCGAGGGAGAGCCAGGAGGCAGCGAUUCUGCUGGAUCCGAACUGAGCGAGUGCCAGGAACGGGGAGAAGCCGUCGCUGCUGCUCCAGGUCCCGGGGCCCCUGGACCGAACGGGGACAGCUCAGCCAACGCCGAGGCAGACCCAGCCGGGCCGGGGACGGAAGGAGCUUUGGCAGAGCUGGCUGGGCAGCAGGGGAGAGACGCUGCCUCCAGUGUCACUGCAGUGGAGACGGGGGAGCCAGCUGCAAACACGGUGCUGGAUACUGCACAGAAGGAAGACGCCGAGGGAGAGCCAGGAGGCAGCGGCCGUUCAGAUUCUGCUGGAUCCAAACUGAGCGAGUGCCAGGAACGGGGAGAAGCCGUCGCUGCUGCUCCAGGCCCAGGGGCCCCUGCACCGAACGGGGACAGCUCAGCCAACGCCAAGGCAGGCCCAGCCGGGCCGGGGACGGAAGGAGCUUUGGCAGAGCUGGCUGAGCAGCAGGGGAGAGACGCUGCCUCCAGUGUCACUGCAGUGGAGACGGGGGAGCCAGCUGCAAACACGGUGCUGGAUACUGCACAGAAGGAAGACGCCGAGGGAGAGCCAGGAGGCAGCGGUCCUUCCAGUGCCCUGGAGACGCCCCCCGAGGACCCAGCUGGGAGCGGAGACAAGACGUGCAGCGAGGACACGGUGGGGACGGGGAAUGACGGGGUCAGCAACGCCGGGGAGGGGUCUGAGCAGCAGCCGCUGUUACCUGCUCAGAGCCAGGAGCAGAGCGAGACACAGGAGCAGGAUGGGGCGUGGGUCACAGAUUUUGCUGGAUCCAAAGUGAGCAAGUCCCAGGAAGGGGGAGAAGCCGUUGCUGCUGUUCCUGGGGCCCCUGCACCGAACGGGGACAGCUCAGCCGAAGCCGAGGCAGGCCCGGCCAGGCCAGGGAAGGAAGGAGACGGCGCGAGGGACAGAGUUUCCACAAGUGUUUUCUCCAGGAAUUGA
This is a messenger RNA of Malaclemys terrapin pileata, 2874 nucleotides long. Its product is annotated as collagen alpha-1(I) chain-like. The coding region runs from base 1 to 2874 and encodes 957 amino acids. NCBI's taxonomy places the organism in Eukaryota, Metazoa, Chordata, Testudines, Emydidae. The record is from RefSeq and is a predicted model, not a curated record. The transcript is spliced from 12 exons.